AAAGCAGAAGCCAAUGCUCCAGCACCCAUGACCCCAAAACCGCUUUCCGCACGCAUACGCCUCUGGCUGCGUCUCUGGAUGUUCAAACUCACCAUCCGCAGCUUACUGGGCACCCUACGCUUCUUCCGCUACAAAGGCAUGGGUUCUCUUCAACCCACCUAUCGCAAAGCCAUUGGAUCUGCUGGUCUAACCCACGAUAUCUGGAUGCCUGACAAUGUUGCGUCAAGCGACAAAUUGCCUUUGUACAUCGAUAUCCACGGCGGAGGAUUUGCAAUCGGUGACCCCUUCCACGACGAGACUUGGUGCGAGUUUUUGAGACAGAGGGGUAUUGUGGUGAUUAGCUGCGACUACAGAAAAUCUCCCUCCUAUGCUUUUCCCACGCAAACUGAAGAUCUGACUGAAGUGGUCACUGCCAUUAUGUCCGACUCUUCAUUACCUGUGGACAAGACCAAGAUCGCCAUGGGAGGCUUUUCCGCAGGAGGCAAUCUAUCUCUGUCGGUUGCGCAAGAAAAAAGUUUACAGGGUAGAAUCAAGGCAUUGUUGCUUUGGUACCCUUCGACGGACUUUUCGGCAAAGUAUAGAGGCGAGAUGAGAGAUGCGCCGGAUGGAACUCCUGAUGUGCUUGCCAAGAGCGGAGAACUGUUUACCUAUGGUUAUCUCCCUCAUGGCGUUGAUCUCUGCGAUCCGCGUCUCUCUCCCAUCUACGCCGACCGCACUCUGCUGCCUGAAAAGCUGCGUUUCGUGGGUGCCGAAUACGAUGUCUUAUGCAAUGAAGCGCAUGAGACGGCGAAACUGUACUCUGAGCAUGAGAAGGGAGAGCAAGAGCACGGAGAUGUCUCGGAAGAUAAAAAGCAGGGAGUGCAGAGUUGGAGGAGGGGAAAUGUCUGGUGGGAGGAGGUAUUGGAUGCGCAGCAUGGGUUCAACUAUGUGACGAAGAAGGAGCCAGAGGCUGAGAAGGAGAGAAAGAGGGUUACGGCUUUGGCUUAUGAGAGGGCUUGUGCGUGGUUGAAGGAAGAGGUG
This is a messenger RNA of Aureobasidium namibiae CBS 147.97, 1020 nucleotides long. RefSeq names its product alpha/beta-hydrolase. The record is from RefSeq and is a predicted model, not a curated record. Gene Ontology annotation, molecular function: hydrolase activity. The annotation marks the transcript as partial. The transcript has a single exon. Lineage: Eukaryota; Fungi; Ascomycota; Dothideomycetes; Dothideales; Saccotheciaceae.